This is a messenger RNA of Lagopus muta (rock ptarmigan), 2983 nucleotides long. RefSeq names its product mediator complex subunit 15 (gene MED15). Gene Ontology annotation, biological process: regulation of DNA-templated transcription. The transcript is spliced from 18 exons. The coding region runs from base 131 to 2515 and encodes 794 amino acids. Gene Ontology annotation, molecular function: transcription coregulator activity. The record is from RefSeq and is a predicted model, not a curated record. NCBI's taxonomy places the organism in Eukaryota, Metazoa, Chordata, Aves, Galliformes, Phasianidae.
CGGCCUUCAGCACGCCGGAAGUGGCGGCGCGCGACUUCCGGGCUGCCGUGUGGGGUAGCAGCGGUGAGGAGCGCGGCGCUGGGGUGGCAGUGAAGGCCGGCAGCGGGCGGGGAGCGCGACGGCGGCUGGGAUGGACGUGACCGGGCCCGAGACCGACUGGCGCAGCACCAACUUCCGGCAGAAGCUCGUCAGCCAGAUUGAUGAAGCAAUGAGGAAGGCCGGUGUUGCCCACAAUAAGUCCAGCAAAGAUAUGGAGAGCCAUGUGUUUAUGAAGGCCAAAACAAGGGAGGAAUAUCUUUCUCUUGUGGCCAGACUUAUUAUCCAUUUUCGAGAUAUCCACAAUAAGAAAUCUCAAGCCUCAGUCAGUGAUCCAAUGAAUGCCCUGCAGAAUUUAACUGGGGGUCCCCCAGCAGGGGCGCCUGGAAUGACCAUUGCUUCCCGAGCUCAAGGAGCACCGAUGAGUGGGAUGGGUGGCCUUGGCCCAAUGGGGCAGCAAAUGAGUCUCCCAGGACAGCAACAGCCUCCUGGAAGCACGGGAAUGGCCCCUCAUGGUAUGCCUGGUGUCUCAACAGCUACUCAGCAGACCCAACUUCAGCUUCAGCAGAUAGCUCAGCAGCAACAGCAGCAGCAGCAGCAAUUCCAGCAGCAACAGGUGGCUUUGCAGCAACAGCAGUUCCAGGCCCAGCAAUCUGCCAUGCAGCAACAGUUUCAGGUGCAGCAGCAGCAGGCAGCAGCAGCUGCAGCAGCCCAACAGCAGCAGCAGCAACAGCAGCAGUUGCAAGCCGUCCAGCAGCAGCAACACAUGUUGAAACUGCAGAUGCAGCAGCAGCAAAACCAGCAGCAGAUGCAGCAGCAACAGCAGCAGCAGCAACUACAGCGAAUUGCCCAAAUGCAACAGCUGCAAGCAGCACAGGCUAUGCAGGUACAACAGCAGCAGCAACAGCAGCAGCAACAGCAGCAACAAAUACCACAGCAACAGCUACAGCAGCAGCCACCUCAACAAGUAAUGCAACAGCAGAUGCAACAGAUGCAGCAGCAGCAACAGCAACAACAGGUUGCUCAGGCACAGCAAUCUCAGCUUCCACCACAAUCCCAGCCUCAACCCCAGCCCAUGGUAUCUCAGGCACAGGCAAUCUCUGGACAAAUUCCUGGUCAGGUUAUGCCUGUUACUCUCACGCCACAGCAGUUAAAAGCAAUGCAGGUAAGAGCACAACUGGUCCAGCAGCAGCAUGCGGCAGCAGCAGCAGUGCAAGCAGCUCAGGCUCAAGCUGCUCAGAUGGGAGCAUCAGCGCAGAUGAUCACCGCACCUAUGGCCCGAGGUGGGAUGCAAAUAAGACCACGGUUCCCGCCUACCACCGCAGUGUCUGCUACACCGCCAAGCUCCAUUCCUAUGGGCGGACAGCAAAUGCCACAGGUCAGCCAGAACAGCAUUACCAUGAUGUCAUCCCCAUCUCCUGUCCAGCAAGCUCAGACACCCCAGUCAAUGCCUCCACCACCACAGCCACAGCCAUCUCCUCAACCAGGCCAACCAAAUUCUCAGCCAAACUCAAAUGUCAGCUCUGGCCCAGCUCCAUCUCCCAGCAGCUUUCUCCCCAGUCCAUCUCCACAGCCAUCCCAGAGCCCAGCAGCUGCACGAACACCUCAGAACUUUAGCGUCCCAUCCCCAGGUCCUUUAAACACUCCAGGAAACCCAAACUCUGUCAUGAGUCCAGCCAGUUCUAGCCAGUCAGAGGAACAACAAUAUCUGGAGAAACUCAAACAGCUAUCAAAAUACAUUGAGCCACUCCGGAGGAUGAUCAAUAAAAUCGAUAAAAAUGAAGAUAGAAAGAAGGACCUGAGUAAAAUGAAGAGCCUCCUGGAUAUCCUGACUGACCCUUCAAAACGAUGCCCUCUGAAGACACUGCAGAAAUGCGAAAUUGCACUGGAGAAGCUAAAGAAUGAUAUGGCUGUGCCUACUCCACCACCUCCCCCAGUGCCUCCCACCAAACAGCAGUACUUGUGUCAGCCACUUCUGGAUGCUGUCUUGGCCAACAUCCGGUCACCAGUCUUCAACCAUUCCCUCUACCGCACCUUUAUGCCAGCUAUGACUGCCAUUCAUGGUCCACCAAUCACGGCCCCAGUUAUCUCCUCUCGAAAACGAAAAUAUGAAGAGGAUGACAGACAGACUAUACCAAAUGUGUUACAAGGGGAAGUUGCAAGAUUAAAUCCUAAGUUCCUGGUGAACCUGGACCCCUCCCAUUGCAGUAAUAAUGGCACAGUUCAUCUCAUAUGCAAACUAGAUGACAAGAAUCUUCCAAAUGUCCCACCACUACAGCUCAGCGUUCCAGCGGACUAUCCAGAUCAGAGCCCUCUGUGGAUAAAAAACCCUAGGCAGUAUGCAGCCAAUCCCUUCUUGCAGUCAGUGUAUCGAUACAUGACUUCAAAACUGUUGCAACUUCCAGACAAGCAUUCAGUCACGGCACUCUUAAACACCUGGGCACAAAGUAUUCGUCAAGCCUGCCUCUCUGCUGCAUAAUGUGUCACUUUCUAUAUCAUGAAGCAAGAAAUCAAGUCUCAACAGCUGGCCUUUUCCACGUACCAUUUCUAAAGUCAUGGGCAUUUUGGGGAGGUUACUUCAGAAGAAAGAAGCCUUACAUUUUUUUGUUUCUAGGUGUCAGGUUCAGUAGAGGACCUGGUAUUAGUUCUAGAUUUCAUGCUUUUUAUCUUCUGCCUCUGUGGACUUCUGUCAGCAUUUUCAAAUAUGCAGAAUGUGUAUAUAUGGUUCUCAAGACUGUAUUAGGAGUUUUUAUUGUCUUCUUAGAGAAGAAAUUAUUUGUGGACUUCCAUCAGGGAGUCUCAUUGGUAAAAGAGGAAGCAGGGAGAGAAUGCCCUAAUUUACUUCAAAGUUUGCUGAGUGCCAGUAUUCCUUUCACACUGUAUGUUUUGUGACCUGAUACUCCCCCAGAAAUAAAACAACUGCAAGUAAAACAUGCUUGCAAACUUC